AUGCCGCCUUCUCACCACUACAGCCAAUCUCAGGCCCUCCCCCGCCAGUCCAUUCUCCCUCCGUCUUCGACCACCGCCGGUCCUUCAUCGAUGUCCGCCGCUAAGACUCGGCAGUAUGCAAACCUGCAGGCUCAGUUGGAGCAGCUGAACGCCAACCUGACUGACACGCAAAACCUGCUCCGUAUGACUGCAGUGCAGGCAGAGGAUAUGCGGUUCUUGGGCGGCUAUGUUGGAGCUCUGUUUAUGGGGUCGGCCAAGGUGUUGGGAGAGGAGGGUGUCAAGGGUAAUGCCGAUAAGAAGGAGAGUGAAUCGUGA
Aspergillus bombycis is the source of this 315-nucleotide messenger RNA. Its product is annotated as DASH complex subunit HSK3 family protein. The record is from RefSeq and is a predicted model, not a curated record. NCBI's taxonomy places the organism in Eukaryota, Fungi, Ascomycota, Eurotiomycetes, Eurotiales, Aspergillaceae. Gene Ontology annotation, biological process: attachment of spindle microtubules to kinetochore. The transcript has a single exon. The coding region runs from base 1 to 315 and encodes 104 amino acids. Gene Ontology annotation, cellular component: DASH complex.